UUUAAAAUAUUUCAUUCCGGUAGCAACAUUAGAAAAUGCAGAUUCAGAAAAAAAAAAGUCUGCAUGAAAACAUUAUAUUAAAACUUCAUACGUUACAGCGAAGAAAGUCAGAUGCGUUCCUUUAAAAAAAAAAAAAAAAUUUGUCAUUGUACUCCGAUCCAAAGGCAAUGAUGGUGUCUUCAAGCCUAGAGCCAGAGUUUAGCCUAUAGCCCUUCUUGACUGAAGUGAGAGCCUCAGCACUGGGGUAAUAUCUGAACUCUUAAGUACGACACGUUCUUCACUCCUACUCAUUCCCUCCACAGAACUGGAUCGGAGACGCGACGAUUCUCCCAUUCCCUCCUCCCCCCCCCCUCCUUUUGCUCCCUCCCUCUCCCCUCUCUCUGCAUCAUCUCUUUCUCAACUCAGAGGGCUGCAUUUCCUCCUGGAACUACCAUCAAUAACAGCAGCGAGGGAAAUUAAGUUCUCUCCCCGCUUCAGAUUGGAGACGCGCCGGACACUUCAUUUUGGAAUACCGUUAUAGGCCAACAACAACAAUAACUUAUUCUUACCCCCCCUCCCCACUUCCUGGAAGCGAAUACAGUAGUGCUCGCUUUCCUUGUUCUUUUUAAACCCAGUCGAGUGCUCGUGGACUCCUGGACGGAAUGAAAACGGAGGAGACUCGAUCGUGUUUACAACAGGCUCCCUCGGCCCUGGCUUUCGAGGGGCGGGAGCUCUGUGCCGGCUGCGACGCUCCAAUUGCGGACCGCUUCCUGCUGCGGGUCAACGAGCGCUCCUGGCACGAGUCCUGCGUGAAGUGCGCCGUGUGUCUGCAGGCACUGUCCGGGACGUGCUACUGCCGCAAUCGCCAGCUCUACUGCAAACACGACUACGAGAAGUAAGAGAGCCCUUCCUUUAACCCCUUAAAGGCACAAGGGACGUACGUGUCCCACAAAUAGAAACCAUGCUAACUUUCUUAUGUUUGCAACGAGAGGCGCGAAACUGGGUUUCAAAUGUACUGACAGGUACGAUUCCCGAGAACAGAAGUACUUGGCGCUCACAAUCAUUGUCUCAAUGAACGUGCCGCUGCUUCCAGUCUCUCUUGACGUGCGUUUCCCAAACCCCCGCGUGGAAGUGCAUCUUGUUCAUGACGUUCACGUGCAGCGUUAGGCUUUGAAGAGCUUCUUCAGGGCUUUGUUGGGAAACACAUUUGAAACUAAUGCCUAGAUAUAAAUGAUAGUUUUAUUGUAAAUCAAACGAUAAAUGCGAGAGGAAAAUGUGAUUUUCCAAGCUGAGAAAAAUCACAGCAAAAGGAAAGAGUGUUGCUCAAACCUGAUGCUUUCCCAAUGCUGACUCCAGGGUAACACUUUACACGCAGGGUCUCUGAUUACUGUGUAUUUACAUAGUAGCUACUU
Messenger RNA from Polyodon spathula (Mississippi paddlefish), 1391 nucleotides. Its product is annotated as LIM/homeobox protein LMX-1.2-like. Gene Ontology annotation, molecular function: DNA-binding transcription factor activity, RNA polymerase II-specific; RNA polymerase II transcription regulatory region sequence-specific DNA binding. The transcript has 3 exons. Gene Ontology annotation, cellular component: nucleus. Bases 642 to 878 code for a protein of 78 amino acids. The record is from RefSeq and is a predicted model, not a curated record. Gene Ontology annotation, biological process: neuron differentiation; regulation of transcription by RNA polymerase II. Lineage: Eukaryota; Metazoa; Chordata; Actinopteri; Acipenseriformes; Polyodontidae.